GCGACCUCUUCUUCUCUCUUCUCUCUUCCUUUCUCUUUGGGAGAGAUUUUUAUAUAAGUUUUUGGUUUUCCAGAAUUUGCUGAAUAAAAACUCUCACUAACACAGAAAAAUAAAAUAAAAGAGAACUCAAGAAAAAGAAAGCUAGAGAGAGAGAUAUAGAAGAAAACGAUAGCUAUAAGCUCAUCAUCAAUCUUCUCUUUCUUUAAUUCUCUGCAACUCCAAGGAUCCAAGAGGUUUGGAAAGAGAGAGAGAUAUAUAAUGAAUAACAAGAAUCAAGAAUUGAUAUGGGUUUAGCAACUACAACUUCUCAUCACAAGAUUCAUCAUAAUUCAGAUUCUUCUAUGUCACAAGAUUAUCAUCAUCACCAAGGAAUCUUUUCCUUCUCCAAUGGAUUCCAUCGAGCAUCAUCAACCACUCAUCAAGAGGAAGUAGAUGAAUCAGCCGUCUCCGGUGCUCAAAUUCCGGUUUAUGAAACCGCCGGAAUGUUGUCUGAAAUGUUUGCUUACCCUGGAGGCGGUGGCGGCGGCUCUGGUGGAGAGAUUCUUGAUCAGUCUACAAAACAACUACUAGAGCAACAAAACCGUCACAACAACUCUACUCUUCAUAUGUUACUACCAAACCAUCAUCAUCAACAAGGUUUUGCUUUCACCGACGAAAACACUAUGCAGCCGCAGCAACAACAACAUCACUUCUCAUGGCCAUCUUCCUCCGAUCAUCAUCACAACCGAGAUAUGAUCGGGACCGUCCACGUGGAAGGAGGAAAGGGUUUAUCUUUAUCUCUCUCAUCUUCAUUAGCCGCAGCUAAAGCCGAGGAAUAUAGAAGCAUUUAUUGUGCAGCCGUUGAUGGAACUUCUUCUUCUUCUAACGCAUCGGCUCAUCAUCACCAAUUCAAUCAGUUCAAGAAUCUUCUUCUUGAGAAUUCUUCUUCUCAUCAUCAUCAUCAAGUUGUGGGACAUUUCGGGUCAUCGUCAUCAUCUCCCAUGGCGGCUUCUUCAUCCACUGGAGGGAUCUAUACGUUGAGGAAUUCAAAAUAUACGAAACCGGCACAAGAGUUGUUGGAAGAGUUUUGUAGUGUUGGAAGAGGACAUUUCAAGAAGAACAAACUUAGUAGGAACAACUCAAACCCUAAUACUACCGGUGGAGGAGGAGGCGGCGGAUCGUCGUCUUCAGCCGGAACAGCCAAUGAUAAUCCUCCUUUGUCUCCGGCUGAUCGGAUUGAACAUCAAAGAAGAAAGGUCAAGCUACUCUCUAUGCUUGAAGAGGUAGACCGACGGUACAACCACUACUGCGAACAAAUGCAAAUGGUAGUGAACUCAUUCGACCAAGUAAUGGGUUACGGCGCGGCGGUUCCGUACACAACAUUAGCUCAAAAGGCAAUGUCUAGGCACUUCCGGUGUUUGAAAGACGCGGUAGCGGUUCAGCUUAAACGCAGUUGUGAGCUUCUAGGGGAUAAAGAGGCGGGAGGGGCUGCGUCCUCGGGCUUAACCAAAGGCGAAACGCCGCGAUUGCGUUUGCUAGAGCAGAGUUUACGUCAGCAACGAGCGUUUCAUCAUAUGGGUAUGAUGGAGCAAGAGGCAUGGAGACCGCAACGUGGUUUGCCUGAACGCUCCGUUAAUAUCCUUAGAGCUUGGCUUUUCGAACAUUUUCUUAAUCCGUACCCAAGCGAUGCUGAUAAGCACCUCUUAGCACGACAGACUGGUCUAUCCAGAAAUCAGGUGUCAAAUUGGUUCAUUAAUGCUAGGGUUCGUCUAUGGAAACCAAUGGUAGAAGAGAUGUAUCAACAAGAAGCAAAAGAAAGAGAAGAAGAAGCAGAAGAAAAUGAAAAUCAACAACAAAGAAGACAGCAACAAACAAACAACAACGACACGAAACCCAACAACAAUGAAAACAACUUCACUGUCAUAACCGCACAAACUCCAACGACGAUGACAUCGACACAUCACGAAAACGACUCUUCAUUCCUCUCUUCCGUCGCCGCCGCUUCUCACGGCGGUUCAGACGCGUUCACCGUCGCCACGUGUCAGCAAGACGUCAGUGACUUCCACGUCGACGGAGAUGGUGUGAACGUCAUAAGAUUCGGGACCAAACAGACUGGUGACGUGUCUCUUACGCUUGGUCUACGCCACUCUGGCAAUAUUCCUGAUAAGAACACUUCUUUCUCCGUUAGAGACUUUGGAGAUUUUUAGUCUUCUUCGUUUCUCAAUAUAUUAAUCAAAAUUUUAUUAUAGUGAAUUUUUCUUUUUUUUUUGGUUCAUCGAAAAUAUGUUUUUAGUCUCUUCACAUACUUUUAAAUUUUCCUUUUUUCUGUCUUUUCUGUCGUAAGAAGAAGAGAGAUACAUAUAUCAAGUGAUAUCCUAUAGCUACCAAAGUUCUAUAUAUAACUAUGCACAAAUUUUUAUUUUAUUAUUUAUGAGAUUGAUAUCCUCACAUUUUGUAAA
Molecule: messenger RNA, 2438 nt
Organism: Arabidopsis lyrata subsp. lyrata
Lineage: Eukaryota; Viridiplantae; Streptophyta; Magnoliopsida; Brassicales; Brassicaceae
Product: BEL1-like homeodomain protein 4
Exons: 5
Coding region: 285-2186 (633 amino acids)
Biological process (GO): regulation of transcription by RNA polymerase II
Molecular function (GO): DNA-binding transcription factor activity, RNA polymerase II-specific; RNA polymerase II cis-regulatory region sequence-specific DNA binding
Source: RefSeq, a predicted model, not a curated record